AUGCCACAAAAAGGUCGAAUACAUAUGGAUUUAACUCCUAAGGAAUGUGAUUUACUUACAGCAAAUGCCAACUUUACUGAAAAAGAAAUUCAGGAAUGGCAUGCGGAUUUUCUUCGUCAGUUUCCGUCAGGAACACUCGAUAAAAAGACAUUUUCAGAUUAUUAUCAGAAAUUACAACCAAAUGAUGAAGCAGAUAUUGCGCAAAUAUUUGAUCGUAUCGAUAUAAAUGAUGAUGGUACGAUAGAUUUCAAUGAACUGCUUGUAUUGAUUGCUGUUAGAAAAAAAUUUGGCAAUUUAGAACAACGACUGGACUUUGUAUUUGAUCUUUGGGAUGAUUCUGAUGAUGGGAAAAUCGAUCGAAAAGAAUUAACUAAUUGGAUAUCAGCUAUGUACUAUCGUGCAGGUGUAAUGGACCAAAACAGUGAAUGGGAUCCGAAAAAACGUGCGAAAGAAAUCAUCGCUAAACUAGAUAUCAGUGGUGAUAAAAAAUUAAGCAAACAAGAAUUUAUAAAUGGAUGCAAGAACGAUCCAGUUAUUUAUGGUCUAUUAGUUCCACAUACUUAA
Messenger RNA from Rotaria socialis, 564 nucleotides. NCBI's taxonomy places the organism in Eukaryota, Metazoa, Rotifera, Eurotatoria, Philodinida, Philodinidae. The record is from the annotation of a GenBank genome assembly.